Molecule: messenger RNA, 606 nt
Organism: Mesorhabditis spiculigera
Lineage: Eukaryota; Metazoa; Nematoda; Chromadorea; Rhabditida; Rhabditidae
Source: the annotation of a GenBank genome assembly
AUGGGCGGACGCCAAUCCACGGUGGGCGGCGAGGAUCGACCAAGGUCAAAUUCCGUCGGCACCUCGUCCGCCCUCGCCGGUGAACGUCCUGCUCCUCGUGGACCUAGCCGCUCGGUGAUCUCAACUGCAGAUAUUUUUCAGACGCUACGUGCAAGCCGGGUGAUCUCUUCCGAUGAUUCUGACGAGGAACAGGCCGGGCCCUCGAGGGCACACCUUCCACCGUCUGGGCCUCGUCAGGGCGCCGUUAGGCACCACAGCCAUCACGGCAGCACCUCCACCUCAAAUUCGCGCACGCGCAACCAGCGUGUCCAUGUUCUCCGUCGUCCCAUGGGCCUUUUCAUGCUAGACGUCACUUGCCCGGUGUGCCAGAAGCGAAUCCCCUCCGAUGAAGUCGACGUUCAUCUCGUCAUGUGCUUCACCCGUCCGAAAAUCACUUAUAACGAUGACGUGCUCACCGAGGACAAGGGCGAAUGUACCAUCUGCCUUGACGAGAUGCUGCAGGGAGAAACGAUUGCCCGCCUGCCAUGCCUCUGCAUUUAUCACAAGACGUGCAUUGACGACUGGUUCAAGCGUAAGAAUUGCUGCCCGGAGCAUCCUGGAGAUGAU